This is a messenger RNA of Helianthus annuus (common sunflower), 1193 nucleotides long. Its product is annotated as sodium/pyruvate cotransporter BASS2, chloroplastic. Gene Ontology annotation, cellular component: membrane. NCBI's taxonomy places the organism in Eukaryota, Viridiplantae, Streptophyta, Magnoliopsida, Asterales, Asteraceae. The transcript is spliced from 9 exons. The coding region runs from base 606 to 995 and encodes 129 amino acids. The record is from RefSeq and is a predicted model, not a curated record.
GGUGUUUUAUUAGAGCAUGUCGCUUAUCAAAACCAUUGGCGGGCUGGAGAUUCACCCAUUCCCUCCCAAAUCACACCAGUAUGCUCCCCCAAACCCUAGAUUGACGCCGCACCAUCUCGACGGACCACCUCCCUAGCGCCGCCGUACCACCUUCUCAGCACUGCCGGACCUCCAGUUGAGACUUGGGAAAAAAAGAUUAGUGAACGUGGGGGUGGGGGUGGAAAUAGAAUCGCCAGGAACAGUAAAGUGUAAAUCGGAAACGAAUUUCGAAGUUCCAACUACAACUUGUUCUGCGUUCUUUCUCAACUAAAUCGAAGUUGUUCUGUUGUGCUUUGGAAUCGGAAUUGUCAAAUAGAAGGUUUUAUGUUCUAAGGUUCACUCAGAGUUGGAGCAUUAGACAUGGAAUUGAACCGUCAAGCUGCCACGAUUGAACCCCGUCAAGCGCACCGCAGUCGAACCCCGCACCAGCAGUAUAAGAGUUCAAAGGCAAACCCAUAUAUAUGAAGACUUCAUUUGCAAACCAUACUUGCACGCCUUGAAAUGGCACUUAUUUGCAAACCAUACUUGUGCGGGUCAACCUUCCACCUGGUGCAGUCACAUAACCCAUGGCUCUUACAUCGCUUGGAUCCAAUGGUGUUACUUGGUUAGAAACAGACCUUUUUACCGUUGGCUUGGGUUUUCUCAUGCUUUCAAUAGUACUUACGCUAACAUUUGAGGAUUUCAGACGUCGUUUAAGGAGUCCAUGGACUGUUGGCGUAGAGUUUCUUGCUCAGUACUUGAUCAAACCUUUGUUGGGAUUCUUCAUUGCAAUGACUCUAAAUGUUGCAACUUAUAUAUCGAAAGGAAAUGUAGCACUUUCUGUUCUCAUGACAACAUGUUCGACUAUUGGAGCUAUUAUCAUGACACCACUGUUGACUAAACUUCUAGCUGGUAUUUUGGUUCUGUUACGCGGUUUCUUUUGUUUGGGGGUUCAUUUUCAUUGUUUCCAGUUUUGAUAAUAUUUCAUUUAUCAUUCAAUUUGGGGGUUCACUAUCAUGGCCUAUCUUAUAUUCUUUAGUGGUUGUGAGUGGAAAAAUACAUUAAUUCAAUGAUGGGGUUUCUAAAAAAUGAACAAAUUAUAGAGAUAAAUGUGUAUUUUAGUUAAAGUAUUAUAUGAAUGAGGAUGCGGAUUCCAUUGUAAAUGUUCUAAUAUA